Molecule: messenger RNA, 753 nt
Organism: Coffea eugenioides
Lineage: Eukaryota; Viridiplantae; Streptophyta; Magnoliopsida; Gentianales; Rubiaceae
Exons: 1
Coding region: 1-753 (250 amino acids)
Molecular function (GO): RNA-DNA hybrid ribonuclease activity; nucleic acid binding
Source: RefSeq, a predicted model, not a curated record
AUGUGGAUGAUAAAGCUCACAUUGAGAGAUGGUAAAGCUCACAUUGAAAUGACAGCCAAUCUACUCUGGCAUAUCUGGAAGGCGAGAAAUAAUUUGAACUUUAACCUGUGCAACCACGAAGGGUAUCGGAUCUCCCAAUAUGCCAUCGUGGAUUGGCUUGAGUUUAAAGAGACAAACCUACUAAACACAUGUGACAAGCAAGAAAACAGUGCUGAGCUUGAUAGCAAUGACAAAAUUGUUGCUGUACUCCAACAACAGCACUCGACUAUCAUGUACGUUGAUGCAGCAGUGGACCAGCGAAGAGAUAAGUUUGGCAUUGGUAUAGCAGCUAAGGAUAAUGAGGGAAAUCUAAUCUCUACAUGGUCAAUCCCAACCGCAGCUACAGGAGAGGCUGCAAUCAUGGAAGCUCAUGCUAUCAGAACUGCCUUGCUCAAAGCAUUGAAGGAAAAUUGGACGUCCAUCUUGGUACUUUCUGAUUGCAAAGUUCUUGUUGACAAAUUGAAUCUUAGGAAUGAGGACCUAUCUGACAUAAGCAUUAUCCUGAGAGAUAUCAGGACAUUGAGUAGGUCUUUUUGGCGUUGUACUUUAUCUUUUGUUAAGCGAGAAUGCAACACUUGUAGUCAUGGUUUGGCGAAAUUCGCCACUAACCUUUUAAACGAAACUAGGUGGAAGAGUAUCUUUCCUGUGUGGACCUCUAUGGCUGCACAAAGUGAUCAUCUGGCAGUUGCAGCUAUAAUGUACAUGUACUUGUAG